Molecule: messenger RNA, 4209 nt
Organism: Exophiala xenobiotica
Lineage: Eukaryota; Fungi; Ascomycota; Eurotiomycetes; Chaetothyriales; Herpotrichiellaceae
Exons: 4
Coding region: 770-3520 (916 amino acids)
Biological process (GO): post-transcriptional regulation of gene expression
Cellular component (GO): cytoplasm
Molecular function (GO): mRNA binding
Source: RefSeq, a predicted model, not a curated record
UGUUACUCGAGGUCUCUCUCCCCAUUCUGCACAUUUGUAACAACAUCAUUUUCUUUCUAGCUGCGUCUGUCUUUCUCACUGUCUUUAUAGCAUAUCUUCGCUACCGGGAGAGCGCACGCAGCGUCGCUGCACCUCGCUGUUCUCCCUGCUGCCGGCGCUUCUGAACCACGCGAAAACGAGCCUAUCUUCCCCAACAUCACUCCCAAGCUCGAGCUUCGAAAGUCAUUUGCAACCGACUCAGAGACACGAGCAGUAUUCUCGGGAACGCUCGAGCCUGCCCAGAUCAUCGAUAUGGCUUUCCCGAACACGCUCAGUGGCCGCAUGGAGGAGCUGCGAUUUCCGAACCUACGAUCGCCCGACGCAGACAGUGCAUUCAGCCCCAAUGGUUCUUCGACGAGGGAACAGAGUCCUUUCUUUCCAAACGUACAUACCUCGUCCAACGAUGCGCGUGCGAGUUUGCAAAGACGAUUUACAACCGACUCGAGCAAGAUGCCUGCUGCAAGGCCUUUCGGACAACAAUAUCCUUCCAUGACGCCAACUGCGGUAUGUAGGCAUGUUUUUGUGUAACACCGUUGAGAGCUUGGCCCAUUGUAUUUGGAUGAGACAAUAGUCUAUUGUGUGCUGGAAGUUUCGUUAGUCCAGUGACUUGCGGAGUGGGGCUUUCUAAAUAUCUCGGUGAAGAUGGUCCUGAGCCGCUUCAUAUGGAUUCCUCACCAACACCCUCCAUCGCUAAGAGCUCUGUCAUCUUCCUCAUCGUUUCAAGCUUGCCAUGGCGGCUAACAAUCCUUCUUCGCAGGCGAAGAACAAGCAGAUGUACGACGACAUUCAAACCGCUAAGCGCAAGGCAGAAGAGCAACUUCGUCUUCUCGAGUUGCAAGAACGAAGCCUGCAGAUGGGAGGCAAUGGUCAAGACCUCGAACGGAUCUCUACGAGAUUGAACCGAAUCAGCUUCACCGGCCCUGUCAGUGAGCCUACAACUCCUCCCGAGUAUGCAGAAGCUGGCUUCUCGAACCGUUUCUCGCGCUCCAGCAGACUGUCCAUGAACAGCAUCAUGUCACCACCCGGCCUCAGCAAUCGCAUCUCGCAGUCCAGCUCUCAAAUUACCUCUCCUCCCACCAAUCGCCUUUCCGGCAACGGUCUGCUGAGCCAAUCUCAGAAGCCUUCAGCAAAGUCAGUCCCUGGCUCUCGUCGCGGAUCUGACGAGGACGAAUACUACCCUGAGGAUCUACCCGGCACUCGGGCUGCUGCUAUGUUGAACCGCUUCUCUAUGCCCGCCAACAGCAAUCGUCAUCCUCGUUUGAGCGUGAGCGGCACUGCACAUAACUCUUAUGGUCCUGUUUCCACCAGCUUCUUCUUCGACCCUGAAGACGAUGACAAGCAUCUGUCUUUGAACGCCAUUGAUUUGAAAUCACCUGUUGCAAAGGCCUUUGCGCAGCUUGAGGGUGACGACACAUUCCCCACUUUGACGAGUGACGGUCUCAAGCUUUCCGCCAACUCUGCUGCUCUGGAUCUUGCAAAUUCCAGAGAUCCAGAUCUUGACUGGACCCUUGGUUCUCGCUACAGACCAGCUCACCAGAGCAUGCCACACACAGAUUCGUCUAUGUACAGACCUGUUCUCAGCAACCUAAACAUCAACAGUCCUCCAGCGGAUCGCCCAGCGGAUCUGACCAGACGCAAGUCGCAGCGCCACUCUAUGGGAGUGACCUUUGAAGAAUCCUCACUUCUACCAUCAUCGAGUCUUUCGGUAACUCGUCCAGCUUCUCUUCAAACUUCCUAUUCCACCAACGACGUCCCAACCGUCAAGAAGUCCUUGACGCUGGAUACCGUGUUGACUCCUUCCAAGACUCAAGCUGACCAGCAAUUCCAUAACCACAACGUCAGUUUGGGACGCAUCCCUGCUAACGCAGUGAACAACCGUCAGAGUCGAGAAGUGGCCAACGGUGCGACCAAGAUCGAAGACAAGUCUCUCGUCCCUACAUCAUCGAUCUCAAACCUGCACGCAAGCGCUGCCCCAUUCAACACUUCCUACGCUGCGAAUUCUGAUUCAUCUAUGAUGGCGAUGAGCAGCCCAACCGGCGCCGUAGCCCCUCAGCCAUACGCCUACAACAUGCAAACCUACAACGUCAGUCAGAUGAAUCCAUCGGCCCCGGUUGGUGGAGCUGUUCAGGCAUAUGGUCAGGGUCAAGGCAUGUACGGCAUUAACAAUGUCUACAAUGGCCAACUGCAACGCUCUGGCACAGGCCGACGCAAUCACAACGAUGAAGCUCGGUUCAACAACGUCCCACUCGAGUCCUACCGUGGAAGUCUCUAUGAACUCUGCAAAGAUCAGCAUGGUUGCCGUUACCUCCAGCGAAAACUUGAAGACGGAGACGAAGAACACAUCCAGGCCAUCUUUGUGGAGACAUGCCCUCACAUCAUUGAACUCAUGACAGAUCCAUUCGGCAACUAUCUUUGUCAGAAGUUGUUCGAGCACUGCAACGACGAGCAGCGUACCACUCUGAUCAAUGCCGCAUCUCCUGCUCUCACUACGAUUGCGCUCAACCAACACGGCACCCGUGCUCUUCAGAAGAUGAUUGAAUUCGUCCAUACUCCAGAACAAGUCGAGACGAUCAUCAAGUCAUUGACUCCACGAGUGGUCGACUUGGUCCAGGAUCUUAACGGAAACCACGUCGUGCAGAAGUGUCUGACUCGACUCGGAGCUGAACGUUCUCAAUUCAUCUACGACGCCGUUGGCAAAUUCUGUGUUGUUGUCGGUACUCAUCGUCAUGGGUGCUGUGUCUUGCAACGUUGCAUCGACCAUGCUCAGGGCUUCCAGCGUGCUCAGCUCAUCGGCAGAAUCACUCACUGUGCUUUUGAUCUGGUUCAAGAUCCAUUUGGUAACUACGUUGUUCAGUAUAUUCUGGACCUCGACGAACCUUCCUUCACCAGACCGCUCUGCGACACUUUCGGCAGUCGGAUCCCUGCAUUGUCCAAGCAGAAGUUCAGCUCCAACGUCAUUGAGAAGUGUCUGCGCACUGCAGAUACUGACACCAAGAAAAUGAUGAUUGAGGAGAUGAUGAUGGGCAGUGAGCUGGAGAAGAUGCUUCGCGAUGCGUUUGCCAACUACGUCGUCCAGACUGCCUUGGAGUUCGCUGAUCCACAGACCAAGAUGCGCCUUGUCGAUGCCAUCCGUCCAAUCCUUCCACUGAUCAAGCAGACUCCACAUGGUCGCCGUAUUGCGAGCAAGAUCAUGGGCAUCGAUGUUCCGGGCCGUGGCACCACUUCUACCAACGACAACAUCCUUGCCAGCUUCAGUGGAAGUCGCGCCAACAGUCGUCGCAAUGUUCAGAUUGUUGGUGGAGGUUUCAAUACCAUGCGCACUCCAAACGGCUACACAGAUGACAAUGUCAAUACUAACGGCUACGGCAUCAUGUCUCGCCACGAUGCAGCUCCACACAUGUACAAUGCCAACACCUACGGAAACGACCUUGGCCAGAAUGGUUAUGCUGGCUACGUCAAUGGACCCAACAACAUGCUCUGAUCAUGCAUGCUCACCACAAUCCGGCUCUCUAUGCGAUUACGAGUCACGACAUAAUGACCACCAUUAGCAUUCCCUUUCCGACAAGACAUUCAAAGAACAGCGACCACCACUGUUCUAUCUUGGGAUAUGUUUCUUGCGACGACUGUACCAACCUGCGGAAAAGAAUUCAAGUUUUUUCAUGACACAAAAUCACGGCCCCAACAUGUUCACUGUAUUAUGCCUCAAGGCCAGCUACCGGUCCAGUAUCAGUCUGGCAGGAGGCCAGAGGACUAGCAUGAUGAUGGUUUUGCACAGCAAGUUUUCCUUUAUGUUUUCGGUUUUCAUCAUAGCUGGCAAGGAUUAUGUUAUUCUUGGAAAGAAGACGCCAAAACAUCUCACAUACCUCAUGGGUCUUGGAGCGGCAGCUUGUACCUAGAAGCAUUGAAAUGCAGCGCGAGCUGUCUGCUGCGCAGAUUGGCAAUGCUCAUAUUGGAUAAGAAGAGCGCCUUGUUACCAUGGAGGGUCUGGUUGUGUACUUGAAGUCAGCAGGUCUUUCUUGGUUAGGUACCCCUUAGAGGGCGACUGAACCUGUACCAUCAGACAGAGGCUAGACCCCUUAGCUAGAAAAGUGAUUCCUGGAGCGAUGCUCGGAACUAUUCAAUGAUCCUCCUUCUACCUUGCCGCGGUGAUAGCUCUCAGCUCAUCUGUAG